This is a messenger RNA of Thecamonas trahens ATCC 50062, 1454 nucleotides long. RefSeq lists its product as uncharacterized. Gene Ontology annotation, cellular component: plasma membrane. The coding region runs from base 528 to 1409 and encodes 293 amino acids. NCBI's taxonomy places the organism in Eukaryota, Apusomonadida, Apusomonadidae. Gene Ontology annotation, molecular function: ATP binding; transmembrane transporter activity; ATP hydrolysis activity. The transcript has 2 exons. Gene Ontology annotation, biological process: transmembrane transport. The record is from RefSeq and is a predicted model, not a curated record.
ACCUCUCUCUCUCCCUCUCUCUCUCCCCUCCCUUCAUCGCUGUCCAUGGCCGACGACAACCCUUACGGAGCAGUUGGAGUGGAUGCAUACGCUCCGAAGCGCGGCAGAGCAGAGGGAGAUAGUGGGUCUGAGAGCGAGUCAGAGUGUGGACUGGGAUGGUCGGAUGAUGACGGAUCGGAGAGCGGGCAUGGUGGCGAGGUGGACGAGGACAUCAUCGUGUCGCUGAAGAACGUGCACAAGACGUACUUGCUGGGCGUGGAAGGCGUGCCGGCGUUGAGGGGCGUGUCGGCGUCGAUUCGCAGAGGAGAGUUUGUGGUCAUCUUUGGAACGUCCGGCGGCGGAAAGACGUCUCUGCUCAACAUUGUGGGCACCAUCGAUCGCCCUACCAAGGGCGAGGUGGUCAUUGGCGGCUUGCGGGUGACCAACUCGACGUCGGACAAGGAGCUGGCCAACAUUCGGCUCAAUCGGCUGGCUUUUGCUUUCAGACCUUCAACCUGCUUGGCUCGCUCGAUGCAGUCUCGAACGUCAUGCUCCCAAUGAUUCUCAAGGGCGUGCUCUCGCCGUCAGAGCGCAAGGCGCGGGCCGAGCUUGUGCUCCGGCAAGUCGGCAUGGGCCACCGGCUCAACCACUACCCGUCGAUGCUGUCUGGUGGCGAGCAGCAGCGAGUGACCAUCGCGCGCGCCAUUGGAAACCAGCCGGACCUGCUGCUGCUUGACGAGCCGACCGGCGAUCUCGACAUUGUCAACUCGAACGCCGUCGUCCGGCUCCUCCUCGACCUCAACAUCGACGACGGCAUCACGCUCAUCAUGGUUACCCACGACGUCAACCUCAAGGCCUUUGCAGACCGGGUCAUCUGGAUGCGCGACGGCAAGAUCUCGCGGGUUGAGGUCACGCCGCCCGACCGCAAGGCUGCCGCCAUCGCCCAGCUCGACGCCGACAUUGCCGCCGCUGCCGCCGCCGCCGCCGCCGUCGACGCCGAGUCGGACAAGCCUGCGGCUGGAGGCGCUACCUCUGCACCCACGGCCAACACACCAGUCACCUACGCCAACACCACCGUCCGAAUGCCUUCGUACUACGCUCCGGUCCGGCACGUCCGCACUCGCAAGGGCAAGCGCCGGCUCGCCAAGCAGCUCGCGCUCGCAGGCGUCGCCGACUCUGAACUCGAUCUUCCCAGCGUCGGCGCAGCGCCGCGACAGCAGCGAGAGCAGCGGCCGCGCCCUGAUGCCGGUCCGAUCCACCCGCCGGCCGACUUUCCCAUCGACGCCUCGUCAUCGUACUCGUUCUACUCGUACGAGGAGCAGGCCGAAGACGCCCUUGUCCGCACCGCAGGCUCGUGGGACAAGCAGUGCGUCGAUUCCGCCCGCCAGGCCGCCAUGGAGGCGGCUCAGAGCCGCGGUACACCCCAGUAGCCGAUCAGGCAGCCAACCAUCCCGCAGUGUACCCCCGAGCAAGUC